Scheffersomyces amazonensis is the source of this 1854-nucleotide messenger RNA. Its product is annotated as signal recognition particle subunit. NCBI's taxonomy places the organism in Eukaryota, Fungi, Ascomycota, Pichiomycetes, Serinales, Debaryomycetaceae. Bases 31 to 1764 code for a protein of 577 amino acids. The transcript has a single exon. Gene Ontology annotation, biological process: SRP-dependent cotranslational protein targeting to membrane. The record is from RefSeq and is a predicted model, not a curated record. Gene Ontology annotation, cellular component: signal recognition particle, endoplasmic reticulum targeting. Gene Ontology annotation, molecular function: endoplasmic reticulum signal sequence receptor activity; 7S RNA binding; signal recognition particle binding.
GAUAAAUCAUUAAUCAUUAUAAGGUACAACAUGGAUAACCCUUUGGAAAUCACUUUGGGUGCUCGUAUGAGUGCGUAUCUUGUUAGUCCAGAAGAUUAUCGUAAACAAAGAAAGAGACUUAAUAAAAGGUUAAAUAAAUUACGUCAUGAAUUGAACCUUAUUACCAAAGAUACUAAGAAUUAUAAAUCUAAGGAAAAGAUUUCCAGUAUAACUCAACAAGAUUACCAAAAUAAUGAUAAAUAUGGAUUAUUAUUAUUAUUGACUGCUGAAAGAGAUAUUUUAUAUGCUUUGGAAAUUAAAACUCAAUUAGAAAUCACUAAUGAAAAAGUUUCCUCGUAUAAAAAUCUUAUGAUAAGUAAGAUAAAGAAAUCAUUAUUACAUUGUAAGAAAUUACUUGAAAUAACCGCUAAUGAAGAUAAUGAUAUUAAGGUGAUUGAAUUAUAUACCUAUACAAGUUUAAUUCAAGGAUUAUUAUCCCUUACUAAGAAACAAUGGCCAUUAGCCUUAAAUUCCUUUUCAAUUGCUAAAUGUUCAUUAGACUUUAUCUUAAGUAAGAAACAACAACAGGAAGAACAAGAAGAAAAUGAAGAACAAUAUGAAACAUUAAUUCGUGAAUUAAUAGAAUCUUUGGUAGAUCCUUCUUUAAAUUUAUCAAUUAAUCAAAGUGAUGAUAUUCAACCAACUUCUGAUUUAAAAACAAUUUCAAGAAUACACUGUCAUGAUGAUUUCUUACCAUAUUUAACUAAUGUUGUUAGAAAAAUUGAAGAUUUAGAUUCAUCAUUUGUUUCUCAAAUCUCAUCUUCAGUAGAAUUGGAAAAAACCAUUCAAUGGAGAGAUCAUGAAGCUACUAUAUAUAAUGAUGAAAUUGCUUUUAAGAUUAUGAAAUUAAAUAAUUCUGAUCAAUGGGAGAAUUUCGAUGAUAUCAAUGAAUUUGAUAGUUUAAUUACUGGUUGGAAUGAAGUUUUAGACUUACAUACUAAUGACCAAUCCAAAAAUCAAGAUGAUGAUGAUUUAGAGAAAGUACAAGAUCGUGCUAUCUUAUUAACAUUUAUAAAUUAUAAUUUGUUAUUCACUAGAUUAAAGCGAGACUUGGUUUUAAUAGAUCAAUUAACUUCUUCGACCAACAAUUCCAAUAAAGACACUUAUAGAUUAUAUACUGGUAUUGUAACUAUAUGUCAAAAUUUACAAGAAUUACCUGGUGUUUAUAAUGAUGAUGAUUUAUAUGAAUCAUUACAAAAUUUAGAAGCAUUCUUUGUUGGAAAAAAACAUAUAAUCUUAGCUGAAACAUAUCAACAAAUUAAUAAAUUUAAUGAAGCUUUAAAAAUUUAUGAUAAUUCAGAUAAGACCAUAUCGCAAAUCUUUGCCAAAGGUCAACCUUAUAAGAUUAAUGAAUUCCCAUACAAAGUUACUUCUAAUGAAGAGUUUUUGACUUUCAAGCAAGAAUUAAAUAAAAAAUUGUUACAAAGUCAUAUUUCUUCUCAAUUUUUACAUGAUUCACAAACCAGUACUGGACAACAAUAUGUUGUUGAGAAUGUGAACAAAUAUCCAUCAUCAUUAUCAGAUAUCUUUAACACUUCCAAGAUUCUUCCAGUAUUAAGUAAACCUGUAUUAUUUGAUGUUGGAUAUAAUUAUAUCUCUUAUCCAUCAAUUGGAAGUUCGGCUUCAUCAUCUUCACCUGCUGUUUCAGCAACUACUGAUUCUAGUGCAGCUGAUCAAGAAGCUUCCAAACGUGGUGGAUUCUUUGGGAUUUUUGGCCGUGGUUAAACCAGCACAAAUUAAAAGAUUUAAAUCUCUGUAAUAUCAUAUUUAGCAUUAAUACAUAUUAAUAAGUACUAAAUAAAUACUAGUAAGUGC